Molecule: messenger RNA, 4194 nt
Organism: Physeter macrocephalus (sperm whale)
Lineage: Eukaryota; Metazoa; Chordata; Mammalia; Artiodactyla; Physeteridae
Gene: ROBO2
Product: roundabout guidance receptor 2
Exons: 26
Coding region: 16-4134 (1372 amino acids)
Biological process (GO): cell-cell adhesion
Molecular function (GO): protein binding
Source: RefSeq, a predicted model, not a curated record
CCCCGGUCCCACAGGAUGCUUCUGCCCAGCGGAUCCUUAUUCUUCUUGCGCAUUGUGCAUGGGCGCAGAAGUAAACCUGAUGAAGGAAGCUACGUGUGUGUUGCAAGGAACUAUCUUGGUGAAGCAGUGAGUCGAAAUGCAUCUCUGGAAGUGGCAUUGUUACGAGAUGACUUCCGGCAAAAUCCCACAGAUGUUGUAGUGGCAGCUGGAGAGCCUGCAAUCCUGGAGUGCCAACCUCCCCGGGGACACCCAGAACCCACCAUCUACUGGAAAAAAGAUAAAAUUCGAAUUGAUGACAAGGAAGAAAGAAUAAGUAUCCGUGGUGGAAAACUAAUGAUCUCCAAUACCAGGAAAAGUGAUGCAGGGAUGUAUACCUGUGUUGGCACCAAUAUGGUAGGAGAAAGAGACAGUGAUCCAGCAGAGCUGACUGUCUUUGAACGACCCGCAUUUCUCAGGAGGCCAAUUAACCAGGUGGUGCUGGAGGAAGAAGCUGUAGAGUUUCGUUGUCAGGUCCAAGGAGAUCCUCAACCAACUGUGCGGUGGAAAAAGGAUGACGCAGACUUGCCAAGAGGAAGGUAUGACAUCAAAGAUGAUUACACACUGAGAAUUAAAAAGGCCAUGAGUACAGAUGAAGGCACAUAUAUGUGUAUUGCUGAGAAUCGGGUUGGAAAAGUGGAAGCUUCUGCUACCCUCACAGUCCGAGCUCGCCCUGUUGCUCCUCCACAGUUUGUGGUUAGGCCAAGAGAUCAGAUUGUUACUCAAGGUCGUACAGUGACAUUUCCCUGUGAAACUAAAGGAAACCCACAGCCAGCAGUUUUUUGGCAAAAAGAAGGCAGCCAGAACCUGCUUUUCCCAAAUCAACCCCAACAGGCCAACAGCAGAUGUUCUGUGUCACCAGCCGGGGACCUUACAAUUACCGACACUCAGCGCUCGGACGCGGGUUACUACAUCUGCCAGGCCCUAACCGUGGCAGGAAGCAUUUUAGCAAAAGCUCAGCUGGAAGUUACUGAUGUUUUGACAGAUAGACCUCCACCUAUAAUUCUACAAGGCCCAGCCAACCAAACACUAGCAGUAGAUGGUACAGCAUUACUGAAAUGUAAAGCUACUGGUGACCCUCUUCCUGUAAUUAGCUGGCUAAAGGAGGGAUUUACUUUUCUGGGUAGAGAUCCAAGAGCAACUAUACAAGAACAAGGAACCUUGCAGAUUAAGAAUUUACGGAUUUCUGAUACUGGCACCUAUACUUGUGUGGCUACAAGUUCAAGCGGAGAGACUUCCUGGAGUGCUGUGCUGGAUGUGACAGAGUCUGGAGCAACAAUCAGUAAAAAUUAUGAUUUUAAUGACCUGCCUGGACCACCAUCCAAACCACAGGUCACUGAUGUUACUAAGAACAGUGUCACCUUGUCCUGGCAACCAGGUACCCCUGGAACCCUACCAGCAAGUGCAUAUAUCAUUGAGGCUUUCAGCCAAUCAGUGAGUAAUAGCUGGCAGACAGUGGCAAACCACGUAAAGACCACCCUCUAUACAGUGAGAGGACUGCGGCCCAAUACAAUCUAUUUAUUCAUGGUGAGAUCAAUCAACCCCCAAGGUCUCAGUGACCCAAGUGCUAUGUCAGAUCCUGUGCGCACACAAGAUAUCAGCCCACCAGCACAGGGAGUGGACCAUAGACAAGUCCAGAAAGAACUCGGCGACGUCCUUGUCCAUCUUCAUACUCCAGUUGUAUUGACUCCUACCACUGUUCAAGUCACAUGGACGGUUGAUCGCCAACCCCAGUUUAUUCAAGGCUACCGAGUGAUGUACCGUCAGACUUCAGGCCUGCAGGCUACAUCAACAUGGCAGAAUUUAGAUGCUAAAGUCCCGACUGAGCGAAGUGCCGUCUUAGUCAAUCUGAAAAAGGGGGUGACUUAUGAAAUUAAAGUUCGACCAUAUUUUAAUGAGUUCCAAGGAAUGGAUAGUGAAUCUAAAACAGUUCGUACUACUGAAGAAGCCCCAAGUGCCCCUCCACAAUCUGUCACUGUGCUGACUGUUGGAAGCCACAAUAGCACAAGUAUUAGUGUUUCCUGGGAUCCUCCUCCUCCUGAUCAUCAGAAUGGAAUUAUCCAAGAAUACAAGAUCUGGUGUCUGGGGAAUGAAACACGAUUCCACAUCAACAAAACUGUGGAUGCAGCCAUUCGAUCUGUAAUAAUUGGUGGAUUAUUCCCAGGUAUUCAGUACCGGGUAGAGGUUGCAGCUAGUACCAGUGCAGGAGUUGGAGUAAAAAGUGAGCCACAGCCAAUAAUAAUUGGGGGAAGGAAUGAAGUUGUCAUUACUGAAAACAAUAACAGCAUAACUGAGCAAAUCACUGAUGUUGUGAAGCAACCAGCUUUUAUAGCUGGUAUUGGUGGUGCCUGCUGGGUAAUUCUGAUGGGUUUUAGCAUCUGGUUGUAUUGGCGAAGAAAGAAGAGAAAGGGACUCAGUAAUUAUGCUGUUACAUUUCAAAGAGGAGAUGGAGGACUAAUGAGCAAUGGAAGCCGCCCAGGUCUUCUAAAUGCUGGUGAUCCCAGUUAUCCAUGGCUUGCUGAUUCAUGGCCAGCCACGAGCUUGCCAGUAAACAACAGCAAUAGUGGCCCAAAUGAGAUUGCGAAUUUUGGGCGUGGAGAUGUGCUGCCACCAGUUCCAGGCCAAGGGGAUAAAACGGCAACGAUGCUCUCAGAUGGAGCCAUUUAUAGCAGCAUUGACUUCACGACAAAAACCACUUACAACAGUUCCAGCCAAAUAACACAGGCUACUCCAUAUGCCACUACACAGAUACUGCAUUCCAAUAGCAUACAUGAAUUGGCUGUCGAUCUGCCUGAUCCACAGUGGAAAAGCUCAAUUCAGCAAAAAACAGAUCUGAUGGGAUUUGGUUAUUCUCUACCGGAUCAGAACAAAGGUAACAAUGGUGGGAAAGGUGGAAAAAAGAAGAAAAAUAAAAACUCUUCUAAAGCACAGAAAAACAAUGGAUCAACCUGGGCCAAUGUUCCGCUACCUCCUCCCCCAGUCCAGCCCCUUCCUGGUACAGAGCUGGAACACUAUGCAGUGGAACUGCAAGAAAAUGGCUAUGACAGUGAUAGCUGGUGCCCACCAUUACCAGUACAAACUUAUUUACACCAGGGUAUGGAAGAUGAACUGGAAGAAGAUGAUGAUCGUGUCCCAACACCUCCUGUCCGAGGCGUGGCUUCUUCCCCUGCUAUUUCCUUUGGACAGCAGUCCACUGCAACUCUAACUCCCUCCCCACGGGAAGAGAUGCAGCCCAUGCUGCAGGCUCACCUGGAUGAGUUGACAAGGGCCUAUCAGUUCGAUAUAGCAAAGCAAACAUGGCAUGUUCAAAGCAAUAAUCAACCUCCGCAGCCCCCGGUUCCACCAUUAGGUUACAUGUCCGGAGCUUUGAUUUCCGAUUUGGAAACAGAUGUUCCAGAUGAUGAUGCUGAUGAUGAAGAGGAAGCUUUAGAAAUCCCCAGGCCCCUGAGAGCACUAGAACAGACGCCUGGAUCCAGUACGGACAAUCUAGACAGCUCUGUGACAGGUUCAAUGGUAAAUGGAUGGGGCUCUGCAUCUGAUGAGGAUCGUAACUUUUCUAGUCAUAGAUCUAGUGUAGGUAGCUCCUCAGAUGGCUCCAUCUUUGCCAGCGGCAGUUUUGCACAAGCACUGGUGGCAGCAGCAGAUAAAGCUGGUUUUAGGCUGGAUGGAACCAGCCUUACAAGAACAGGCAAAGCCUUUACCUCCUCUCAGAGACCUCGACCAACCAGCCCAUUUUCUACUGACAGUAACACCAGUGCAGCCAUGAGUCAAAGUCAGAGGCCUCGGCCCACUAAAAAACACAAGGGAGGGCGAGUGGACCCACAGCCAGCAUUGCCUCACCGAAGGGAAGGAAUGACAGAUGAGGAGACCUUGGUGCCCUACAGCAAGCCCAGUUUCCCAUCUCCAGGGGGUCACAGCUCCUCAGGAACGGCUUCUUCUAAGGGAUCCACUGGACCUAGGAAAGCAGAGGCAUUGAGGGGAAGCCACCAGCGCAAUGCCAGCGACCUUCUUGACAUAGGAUAUAUGGGCUCAAAUAGUCAAGGACAGUUUACAGGUGAAUUAUGUAAGUGCUUUAGGACAUUUAAAAGGCUAUGGUGAUUCAGAAAGACGAUUGGGUUAAUAAUGUAAGGCACAAAAAAGUUUUCCUUGACCCUCUUA